Molecule: messenger RNA, 1659 nt
Organism: Aspergillus sclerotioniger CBS 115572
Lineage: Eukaryota; Fungi; Ascomycota; Eurotiomycetes; Eurotiales; Aspergillaceae
Product: glutamine synthetase family protein
Exons: 5
Coding region: 161-1606 (481 amino acids)
Molecular function (GO): glutamine synthetase activity
Source: RefSeq, a predicted model, not a curated record
GAUCGGUCUCCGACCGUCGGUAUCGUCGCAAUGGCGCUAUUCCGUCAUAAUCAUGGCGAUAAGUUGGCUAGCCUGCUCCUGACUGUCUUUAAAGGCGUCUCUCGUCGCAAUUUGCCUUUUUCCUGACUUUGACCCUCAUUCAACUCUAACUUCACACAAAAUGGCACCCUCAAAUAUUACGGCAGAGGAAAUCCCCACCCUCCUCGCCAAUGACAUCAAAGUCAAAGUCGCUGGCAUCGACUGCGAUGGCAUCCUCCGCGGAAAGGUAAUGUCAAAGGAGAAGUUCCUGGGCAUCGUGCAGAAGGGAUUCGGAUUCAGCUCCGCCGUCUUUGGUUGGGACAUGCAGGACGUGCUCUACACUACGGAUGCGAAGAUUGCGCCGGCAGACUCGGGAUACGUGGACUUUCUUGCCGUUCCGGACCUGAACUCGUUCCGUCGCAUCCCUUGGGAAGAUGACAUUCCCUUCUUCCUGGUCCGUUUCGUUCAGAAUGACAAGCCCGUCUCUGCGGAUGGCCGGAGCAUGUUGAAGUCGAUAUGCGACAAGUUGUCUGCCAAUAACUGCCAGGGAAUGGCUGGAGUGGAAUUGGAGUUUAUGAAUUUUCAGACCCCCUCCGAAGACGGAUACGGUGCAAACGCCUCACAGACCCGCGACAUCGCCGCCUUUCUCGAUAAGAACGCCCCUGGCGCGCUGCGCCCUUUGACUGCAGGCAGCUUCUCCUACAGCGCGACGCGACCGGUGGCAUUCAAGAAAUAUUUCUACGACAUCUUCGAUACCAGCGCGCGGUUUGACUGUGGCAUUGAGGGGUGGCACACUGAAGGCGGACCGGGUGUAUACGAAGCGGCUCUGAAAGUAUGCGGCGUCAGCGAGAUGGCCGACAAGGUUUCCUUGUUCAAACUCCUGGCCAAGUCGAUAGGCGUAGAACACGGCAUCACCCCCUGCUUCAUGGCCAAGCCCAUGCAAGGCCAGCCCGGUAGCUCCGGACACAUCCACGUCUCGCUCUGCGACUUGGAGGGGAAGAACCUCUUCGCACGAGACACCCCCGACACCAACGCCCCGUGGCCCGAUGCAGCAGGACUGUCGGACCUGGGCCGCCAGUUCCUCGCGGGUGUGCUGGAAGCGCUUCCUGACAUCAUGCCGCUGUUCGCCCCCACAAUCAACUCCUACAAGCGCCUGGUGGAGAACUUCUGGGCCCCGGUCAACAUCAGCUGGGGUCUAGAGGACCGCAUGGCGUCGGUCCGCAUUAUCACACCGCCAGUGUGCAAGCCGGGCGCGACGCGGUUCGAAGUGCGCAUCCCGGGCGCGGACUUGCAUCCCCACUACGCGCUUAGCGUGAUCCUUGCUGCUGGCUGGCGGGGUGUGGAGAAGAAGUUGGAGAUCACGGUGCCUCCGGUGUCCGCGCUCAAAUCGACCAACACCAAGGCGGCUCUGCUGCCAAACACGCUGGAGGAGGCGCUGCGGCGGUUCAACGCGGCGGACAGCAUUGCGCGGGAGAUUCUAGACCCCGAGUUUGUGGAGUUUUUCACCGCGACGCGCGAACACGAAUUGCGGGUUUGGCGGGAGGCGGUGACUGAUUGGGAAUUUAAGCGAUACAUUGAGACUGUAUAGUAUGAUUUAGCACUUGAUAUCCAUAGACGAAUUUACUGUGAUUUUAUCGUGAC